Drosophila miranda is the source of this 3616-nucleotide messenger RNA. Its product is annotated as E3 ubiquitin-protein ligase MYLIP-like. Gene Ontology annotation, cellular component: cytoskeleton. NCBI's taxonomy places the organism in Eukaryota, Metazoa, Arthropoda, Insecta, Diptera, Drosophilidae. Gene Ontology annotation, molecular function: ubiquitin-protein transferase activity. The transcript has 4 exons. The record is from RefSeq and is a predicted model, not a curated record. Bases 665 to 2707 code for a protein of 680 amino acids. Gene Ontology annotation, biological process: ubiquitin-dependent protein catabolic process.
UUUUCAAAAGUCGCCCGUUAUUUGAGCCAAGCGGUUCUGCGUUAAAAGAUUUUCUUGAUACUAUUAUUCGAACGUGAAUAAGCGGAGGGUUCCGCAGUCGCAGUUGCAACUAUCUAUCGUGAAAUAUAUUUUGUGCGUAAAAAUAAAGAAAACACACGCUAUAAAAAACCUUAGCAACAACAAUCAAACAUUUAUAUUUAGCAGCGAAGAGCUAAAAAGUGAAACUUGUGCGUGCGUUUCAGAUGCUAAAAUGUGAACAAAAUACCAGUGCGAAAUUGUUAAAAAUUUAACAGAAUAACACCCGUACAAAGGGAACGAAUCCCAAGAUAUCCCGGGCAUUGAAACUGAACCAAAUACCCAAGUCUAAUUGGAUUUGGUACGCAAAUUGAAAAAUAUCCAACGGCAGCAAAAGCACAAAAGCAACAAAACAACCGCAGUGCAACCUGUAGCUCUGGCUCUGGCUUUGAUUUUGGCUUUGGCUUUGGCUUUUGGAUUUUGUGUAAGCUGCGAGCAGCGUUAGGCGGAAGCCAAUCGAACCCGAACAAAUGCAAUUGUUUCAAACAUAAAGCUGCAGGCACUUACCAACGUUGAGCCGCGCUUGUACCUGUUCAACAACUAAUCAACGAUUAAACAACAACAAAACCACGCAGCAACCAGCAACAAAAUGUGGUGCAUUGUUAACUUGCCGAACGGCACACAACAGGCCGUCAAAUGGGAUCCGAAAGCCAAUGGACAGGAGUGUCUAGAGAAGGUCUGUCGCGCCCUGAACAUCAUCUGUGAGAUGGAAUACUUUGGCCUGGAGCACUGGACACCCAACCAGAAGGAGACGCAGACGCGUCAGUGGAUCAAUCUGAGGAAUCGGCUGUCCUGCGACAGCGGCAGCAGCGGCAGUGGCAUCCAACUGAUGCUGACCCUGCGCGUCAAGUUCUGGGUGCCCGUGCACUUCAUCCUGCAGGAGAGUGUGCGCAAUCUGUUCUACAUGCAGGCCCGCCGGGACCUGAUGGAGGGUCGGCUCUCGGCCAGCGACUGGAGCAAUGCGGCCAAGCUGGCGGCUCUGCUCUGCCAGGCCGAUGGCCUGCGCUUCAACAAGGCGGCCCUGAGGGCCGACUGCCCCAUGAGGAUGCGCCGGGAGCUGGCCCAACAGCAGCUGCAGCAGCAGCAGGCCCAGCAGCAGCGUCUGGAGCAGCAGCGCAAGGAGAAGGAGCACGUGCUGAGCUUCAAGAAGCGACGCCUGUCCAAGCAGAAGUCCAUGGAGCACAUCGAGAACUGUGCCCUGCCGCUGGCCGGGACCAGCUGCAGCCUGCAGCCGUCGCCCUCAGCCUCUGUUUCCGCCUCAGCCUGCACCUCCACCUCCGCCUCCGCCACCACAUCGCACACCUGCUCCCACACCCACUCGAACUCCAGCUCGAGCAGCCCCAGCAACAGCAGCAGCCAGACGGGGCUGGACGAGCGCCUGGCCAGCAAUCCGCUGCGCAUGUACGAGGAGUACGUGUUCCUGCCCAGUCCCGAGAGCGAGGCCGAUGCCAAUGCCUCCGCGGCAGAGCCACCGUCGGACCACCUCAGACAGAUCGCCACCGAGCACGGAAAGCUGGCCAAGCUGCAGAUGAGCCCCAAGUCGGCCAAGUACUGGCUGCUGCAGUCCAUUCAGGACCUGGCCGGCUAUGGCGAGGAGCUCUUCAGCGGCGUCACCACCAACGAGAGCGCCACUCGGUGCGACAUUGCCGUGGGCGCCCAUGGCAUCACCGUCUGCCGUGGGGGUGAGAAGCAAAGCAUCACCUUUGGCGCGAUUGCCGCUGCCAAGUCGCUGAGGCGCACCUUCAAGCUGGAGUACGUGGACGAUCACAACGAUCGCAAGGAGCUCGAAAUCAAGCUGCCCAAGCAGCCCAUUGCCGCCGGCCUCUACCGCUCCAUUACCGAGCGGCACGCCUUCUAUGUGUGCGACAAGGUGCGGGGCGUUGUGACCAAUCAGUUUACCCGGGAUCUCAAGGGCACCAUUGCCUCCAUGUUCAAGGAGGACACGGAGCUGGGCAAGCGCUAUGUGUUCGACAUCCAGCACACGUGCCGGGAGGUGCACGAUCAGGCCCGGAGGAUUCUGCACGAGCGCGGCGGCGAUGCGGCUGUCCUGGCUGGCACUGAUGGCUGUGCGACUGCUGCUGCUGUUGCUGUUGCUGGUGGUGUCGCCUCCGAAGCAUUUGGCGAUGGGGCCGGCCCCAGUUCAGGUGCUGGUGGUGGCUCCAUGGCCGGCAAGAUAGAUUUGGCCAUACGCGAGAAGGAGGCGCGUGAGGCGGCGAUUGAGCGCUGCGUGGACACGCGCAUAUCCGAGGCCAUGCAAUGCAAGAUCUGCAUGGAUCGCGCCAUCAACACAGUGUUCAAUCCGUGCUGUCACGUGAUUGCCUGUGCCCAGUGUGCCGCCAGGUGCAGCAACUGUCCGAAUUGCCGGGUAAAGAUCACCAGCGUGGUCAAAAUCUAUCUGCCUCCGGAGCUGCGCACCAGCCAGUCGGAGAGCGGCGGUGGCAGCGGUGGUGGCAGCAGCAGCAGCACCAGCCACAUCCCCAGCGAUGGGCCUAACGACACAGAGCUGCAGCUGGACGAGAUCUCAACGGCGACAGUGACAGCUGAGGCCACUGCUGGAGGAGCAGUAGGAGCAGGAGCUGGAGCUACAGCCGAGCCUGGUGGCGGCCAGGCCAAGGUCACGACGGCCGCCUAGAAUUGGCUGUGCUCGCUGCUGUUCCGGCUGAUGGAAUGGGUGUGCGUGCCGAUUGUCUGAGAAUCAUCCGAAAGCCAUCCACUAUGACCAUAAUCUAUAGGGAACAACAAAUCAAAAUCAAAAAUCAAAACCAAAAACGAAUCAAGCAACCGAAUGAAUGGAAUGUGCGGGGAGGGAGGGGAUAACAGAGAAUUCUGUCGAACAAUCUUAGCUAUAUCUUUACUCAAGUAUUCUAUGGACAUAAGAAACUGGAACCUAACUCUAACGUAACUCUUACUCUAGCUAGCUUUAGAUACAUCUACAUAGAUAAAAUAUAUUGUAGGAUCGAUCUGUAUACCUGUUUAGCUGUAGACUCUAUGAGAAAGUGCUAUUUAAACUCGUCUAAGACUUCAAUGCCUAGCCUAUACGCCUAGAAUCUAUAACUGCAGAUUGUUUCAUAUACACUAUAUAUAUACGAUCGUUAUAGAUCUGCGAUACCUUUUACGACAUCAGAGAUGACGAUAUAUGAUAAUGUAUAACCCAUGAAUGUACAACAUAGCGACUACUUACAUCGGUGUUAGCUAAUUUUACCAACUAAACUGGAGAUGUAUUUACUAAUGCUUAGACACUGUUUAGUAUUUCCCACAACCCGACCCCGACCCCGACCACCAACACCCCUUAAUAAAGCCCCAAUUCUCAUACGUAGGGUAUAUUCUGAGUGUUGUGUGUGUGUGCAUAGGACAAGCGUACAAUAAUCGCAAAUCUAAGGAGCAAAAACUAGUACUAAGUACCUGCAAAAACCUGCAUAUAAACGGAAUCAAAUUACGAAAAGAAAAAGAAGAUAAAUCUCCGCAGCAGAUAUUACAUAGUCACUAAUAAUAAAUGUUAACAAUAUACAUUCAUACAUAUAUACAUAUAUAUAUAUAAAAC